This is a messenger RNA of Doryrhamphus excisus (bluestripe pipefish), 2013 nucleotides long. It is a transcript of the gene timm17a, whose product is annotated as translocase of inner mitochondrial membrane 17 homolog A (yeast). Gene Ontology annotation, cellular component: TIM23 mitochondrial import inner membrane translocase complex. Gene Ontology annotation, biological process: protein import into mitochondrial matrix. NCBI's taxonomy places the organism in Eukaryota, Metazoa, Chordata, Actinopteri, Syngnathiformes, Syngnathidae. The record is from RefSeq and is a predicted model, not a curated record. Gene Ontology annotation, molecular function: transmembrane protein transporter activity.
UACGUCACUGGGGGGAGGAACCGCCGAAGAACAAAAUGGAGGAAUAUGCUAGAGAGCCGUGUCCCUGGAGGAUUGUGGACGACUGUGGGGGUGCGUUUACCAUGGGGGCCAUUGGAGGGGGGAUAUUCCAAGCAGUAAAAGGCUUCAGAAAUGCACCUUCGGGAAUGAGUCACAGAAUGAAAGGGAGCAUGACUGCUAUCAAAACCAGAGCGCCACAGUUGGGAGGGAGCUUCGCAGUGUGGGGAGGCCUUUUCUCCAUGAUUGACUGCGGCUUGGUGAAAGUACGAGGGAAGGAGGAUCCGUGGAAUUCAAUCACCAGUGGCGCCAUGACAGGAGCCAUCCUUGCCGCCAGGAAUGGCCCAGUGGCCAUGGUGGGCUCUGCUGCCAUGGGGGGCAUCCUACUAGCCUUGAUAGAGGGCGCUGGUAUCAUGCUCUCAAGGUUUGCCUCAUCACAGUUCCCAACAGGACCUCAGUUUGCAGAGGAACCAGCCCCCGCCUCCAUGCCCUCCGCCCCCUUUGGAGACUACAGACAAUAUCAGUGAAGUGGACUGGUCUCCUCCUCCUCACCCUGCUAGACCUUCUUUUUUUAAAGAAAAUUCUUUCAGGAGUUACAAAGAUGGAAAUGAAUGACAAUGGGAGACACACACACACACACACAUAACCAUAGCAACCUCCUCCCCACCUGAUGAACUGAGACUGCCAAGUGACAUGUUUGUGUUUCCUUUCUCUGCCAUUGUUCAGCCUAAAUAUAAGCAUCUAUAAUAAUUUUUAUCACUAUAAUGUAAUGUUCUGUAAAUAAUAUUAGGGAUGCUCCGAUCCAAGUUUUAUGCCGCCGUUGCCGAUCAUCCAUGAGUAAGAUCGUCUGACACCGAUCACUUGGAUUAAUGUAUAUUUUUCAGUUUAUUUAUGAUGAGUGCUAUGGGCCAGGGUCACCAUUACACCAUUCCAAAGGACCCCGGCAUAUAGGUUUAUUAAACAACUAUAAAAUUACUAUAAUGACAAGAAUAGACUCUUGAAAAGGUUAGUACAUACCCGAUGAAUGUAAUAUCUCAUCCCUGUGGGACAAAAACAAGCUCCAAACUAAUCAUGUUGCUUGUUUGAAAAACUUAAAUGUCACAGUGUUAAAAAGCCACAUUUUCAGUCUAAAUACAAGAAGCUAGGCUGAUAAUUCUAGCUAGAUAGCUAGUUAGCUGUGGCUGUGACCAGCUAGGCAAAGUGCAAAAAAAAAAAAGAUGCUAGAGAAGUCAAACACCAUUCGGUUUGCCAAGGGAGUAACCAAACUGGCAUCGGUUGACAUAGCCUGUAUCACGCUGUCAAAUGGAACCCAUUGUGGUUUUACUAGUGUUGUUUCUUGCGGCAGUACAGGAUAAAGUAUGUUCCCUGUUUGCUCAAUACAGGUGUUUGAACCCUACAUGACACUGUACACAUGAACAUUCAUGUCAUGUUUGUGUUGGCAUGUAUUGUCAUGCAUCCGGUGCACGGCAAUGGGUUUUUGUGAUUGGCUUUUUGAAAGGCAUUUGUCAGCACAUUCUUGAUUCCAUUUUUUUUUUUUUAAUGGAAAUUGGCCGAUCCAUCGGAGCAUCCCUAAAAGCUUUGCCUCUUGUAUCUUCAUUUGCCUUAAGUAUGCUUGAGAUGUCCCCCCACAAACAUUAUCACCUAAAGUACAACUAUUCCAGAGCUAUUUGUUUUUAAGUGAUUUAUUUAUUUGUUGGAAUGUAAAGAGUUUAUUUACUUUUGAAAAGGCUGGUCCAGCAUGACCAAUAUUCGCAAAACGCGAAAACGGGAGAACUCGCACACGAGGUUGUCACAUCGGGUGUACAAUCUGUAUGACAGGUUGUACUGUAAGACCAGAAACACACGGUUUUGAAGCGCUUCAGCAGGACUGCUCAUUGGCCGAUAGAGGGCAGCCGUCUCAAAAGCAUGACUUGGUCCCUGAUCGUAUGAAAGGGACUCUACUGUCAUAUUGGCUAAAUAAAUUGUUAAAAAAUGAAAUAAACACCUAUAAGACAUUUA